CAGCAACCGUAUGGGCAACAUAGAUGUCCUUCAGCACCACGAUACAUCUCAAGCUCUUAGACCCUUUCCUUCUCACUCGCCUUGGCACUUGCGGAAGGCCGACAUGACGCAUGCCAAGACGACCGUUCUGGGGAAGGCUCGAUCGCCACACCAAAAGAUCCUAGCGCGCGCAUGCAUUGCCGUGGAUUAGACGGUAAUUUUUGUCUCGAUCUCACCGCCGCAAGGUGUAUUAGUUCUCCGAUGGCCGCUACCACGUUCGAUUGACAACAAGUUCCUUGCUCUUUCUUCGUCUUCUUCUUCUUCUUCUUCUUCCUCCACCAUGGCACCGUCAGAAGCCUUGACCGUCCCCACAGAAAGUGGCGCAUCUGCAAACCAACCCAAAAAGAGACGGCAAAACCGUGUGCCAUUUGCAUCGCCGAAAAGCGAGCAAGGCCGGAGUCGCCCAACUCCGCGCGGGAGCAAGAAAAAAGAUGCAUGGUGGAAGACAAAAGUUUUCGCUGGCAUGUAUAAUGACAUCCGGAGAAGAGCGCCGUUCUACUGGAGCGACUUCAGAGAUGCGUGGGACUAUCGCGUUGUCCCUGCGACCGUGUAUAUGUAUUUUGCCAACAUCCUCCCGGCCUUGGCCUUCAGUUUGGACAUGUUUGCCAAAACAGACCAAAGUUUUGGUGUCAAUGAGGUCUUGUUGUCGUCAGUGCUCGCAUCCGUCGUCUUCUCUCUAGCCGCGUGCCAGCCGUUGGUCAUUGUGGGAGUGACAGGUCCUAUAACCGUAUUCAACUACACCGUCUACGACAUCAUAACACCGCGAGGCACUAAUUACUUUGCCUUCAUGGCAUGGAUUGGCAUAUGGUCCCUGAUAUUCCACUGGAUCCUUGCCAUCACGAACUCGUGCAACGCACUCCGCUAUGUGACUCGCUUCUCCUGUGACAUCUUCGGAUUCUACGUGGCUUUCAUCUACCUGCAGAAGGGAAUCCAGGUCCUUACUCGCCAGUGGGAGAUAUCCGACGCCUCAGCCUACCUCUCCAUCUCCAUAGCGCUGCUUGUUACAGUCGUAGCAUACAUAUGCGGCAUUCUGGGAACCUCCUCCCUCUUCCAGCGCCAUAUCCGUAAGUUCGUUGAGGAUUACGGGACGCCUCUGACUGUCGUGUUCUUCACCGGCUUUGUGCACAUUGGCAAGAUGGCGAACAUCGAGCUGCUCAAGCUGCCAACGAGCAAGGCUUUCUUCCCGACCACGGACCGUGGCUGGUUCAUACAUUUCUGGGAAAUCAGCGUCGGGGACAUAUUCCUAGCAAUUCCGUUCGCAGUUCUCCUAACCAUCCUCUUCUGGUUCGACCACAACGUGUCCUCUCUCAUCGCUCAAGGCACCGAGUUCCCACUACGCAAACCCGCCGGCUUCCAUUGGGACCUCUUCCUGCUCGGCCUCACCACUGGCGUCGCGGGCCUCCUGGGAAUCCCCUUCCCCAACGGCCUCAUCCCCCAAGCCCCCUUCCACACAACUUCCCUCUGUGUCACGCGCACCGUCUCUGACGCGGACGACGAAGCCAACAAGGGCUAUACGCGCCGCGUUGUCGACCACGUCGUCGAGCAGCGCGUCUCGAACCUUGCGCAGGGCCUGCUCACGCUCGGCACUAUGACCGGGCCCUUGCUCAUCGUCCUGCACCUCAUCCCACAGGCUGUUCUCGCAGGCCUGUUCUUCGUCAUGGGCAUCCAGGCGCUCGAGGGCAACGGCAUCACGCUCAAGAUGCUGUUCCUCGCGCGCGACAGGCACCUCACUGCGCGGUCGGACCCGCUGAUGCGCAUCGAGCGGCGCAGUGCCAUCUGGGUGUUCGUCGCGCUGGAGCUGGUCGGGUUCGGCGCGACGUUUGCGAUUACGCAGACGAUUGCGGCGAUUGGGUUCCCUGUGUUUAUCUUGCUGUAUAUCCCCAUGCGCACGUGGGGCAUGCCGAGGUGGUUUACCGAGGCGGAGCUGCGGAUUUUGGAUGCGCCGACGGCGAGUCCGUUUACGAUGGAGAGUGUGGGCGGGAAUCAUGGGGAGGUUAUAGAGGAGGAGACGAGCGAUGUGUUCGAUGAGGCGGAGAGGGGUGAGCGGAGUGGAAGGCGAUUAUCGAGACAUGAGAGUAUUGUGGAAGAGGGUAGGCGGAAUGCAGAGGGCGCGAGUCGCAGAAGAGGUAGUUUCCAGACUGCGGAGGGCAUGGAGCUGGAUAAUAUCGAGAAGGUAUAGAUCGUGGAGAGUUCGCUUGUCGAAGCCGUAGCU
This is a messenger RNA of Paraphaeosphaeria sporulosa, 2251 nucleotides long. RefSeq lists its product as uncharacterized. Gene Ontology annotation, cellular component: plasma membrane; fungal-type vacuole. The coding region runs from base 320 to 2218 and encodes 632 amino acids. The transcript has 4 exons. The record is from RefSeq and is a predicted model, not a curated record. Gene Ontology annotation, molecular function: solute:inorganic anion antiporter activity; borate efflux transmembrane transporter activity. Lineage: Eukaryota; Fungi; Ascomycota; Dothideomycetes; Pleosporales; Didymosphaeriaceae. Gene Ontology annotation, biological process: transmembrane transport; monoatomic anion transport; borate transport.